Messenger RNA from Melanaphis sacchari, 1282 nucleotides. RefSeq names its product inactive hydroxysteroid dehydrogenase-like protein 1. The transcript is spliced from 6 exons. The record is from RefSeq and is a predicted model, not a curated record. Bases 349 to 1188 code for a protein of 279 amino acids. Lineage: Eukaryota; Metazoa; Arthropoda; Insecta; Hemiptera; Aphididae. Gene Ontology annotation, cellular component: endoplasmic reticulum. Gene Ontology annotation, molecular function: oxidoreductase activity.
GAACCGUCGUUACCGUCGCCGUUCGAAUACGCUCGGAACCGUCGGACCGAUCGUUUGGCAGAGCGCGAUUGCUUCCUCGACGACACGCUCAGUUUCUUCUAGCCCUCUCGUAGUCCUUCCCGGGAACGGAUUUCGUGGUUGGCAUUCGUUUUCUCUUUUUAAACCCCGUCCGAAAAAAUCGUCAAGACGGCGUCCAUAUUCUCAGUGGUGUUCGACUCGGAAGACUCGUUGACCGGACCCAUCAUACUCGGGUUCGCCGUCAUCGGGUUCUUCGCGGUGUUCGUGCUGAUAUGCGACGUACUACUCGAAAUUGCGAAGGGAUUCGCAGCGCAUCUGUUGCCGCUGUUGAUGCCCGACCGGACUCCGCUGAGUGUCAAGUACGGCAAAUGGGCAGUGGUCACUGGAUCUACAGACGGUAUUGGAAAAGAAUACGCCAAGGAAUUAGCCAAGCGAGGUCUCAACAUUGUAUUGAUAAGCAAGUCAAUUGAUAAAUUGAAUAAGAUUGCUUCAGAAAUAGAACAAGAAUCUAAUGUCGAAGUGAAAGUUAUACAAGCUGAUUUUAGCAAAGGGCAGAUGAUAUUCGACCACAUCGCCAAAGAAUUAGACGACAUGGAAAUCGGAAUACUGAUAAACAACGUUGGCAAGCAAUACUUAUAUCCAAUGUACAUAAACGAAGUACCGGAAUCAACCGUAUGGGACAUGGUGAAUAUUAACGUUGGUACUGUCACGCAUAUGACAAAACUUGUGUUGCCAGGCAUGCAAAAACGAAAACGCGGAGCCAUCGUAAAUGUGUCGUCCAGUGCAGAAUUGCAGCCCAUGCCACUGAUGGCCAUAUACGCAGCAACCAAGUCAUACAUAAAAAGCUUUACGGAAGCACUUCGCAUCGAGUACGAAGAGGACAAUAUAACAGUCCAACAUCUUUUCCCGUUAUUUGUUUGCACAAAAAUGAACGCUUUCAGCUAUAAACUACAAGAGACGACUCUAUUCGUACCCGACGCAAAGACGUACGCCACGAAUGCCGUUAACACACUGGGUAUGGUGGACCAUUCGACCGGUUACUGGGCCCACGGUAUUCAGCAUUUCUUUAUGAGACUGCCACCAGUAUGGAUUAGAACAUUAAUUGGAGAAUUUAUGACUCAUUCCUUUAGAAGUGACUAUUUUUCUAAAAAAGGUAUAAAAAUAGAGUAAUUUCUCAAGAAUUUAUAUGUUACAAAAGUUUUUUUAUAAAAAAAGUAUAUAUUAUUAGAUUAAUAAAUUACAAUACAGGUGUAUGAAAUAUGAA